This is a messenger RNA of Funneliformis caledonium, 737 nucleotides long. NCBI's taxonomy places the organism in Eukaryota, Fungi, Glomeromycota, Glomeromycetes, Glomerales, Glomeraceae. The record is from the annotation of a GenBank genome assembly.
CAUUGGAAACUGGUCCAAAUGAUGAUCAGAUGAUCGAAAAUGGCGGCAGAGGUGCUUCCAUGAUGUGCCUUCAAGCACUUGGCGGUUCGCGACGUAUACAGCCAAAUAAUCAUAAUGCAGCUCCACAAGUUGUAAUACUUGCUGGAAAUAAUAAAACUGGUGCUUAUGGGCUUGCUACUGCACGACAUCUUGCAAAUCAUGGAUGUUUUGUUAUUGUGUGCGUCGUUGGUAAAGAAAAGGACUUACAAAAGAAUGUUACGUUCCAACAAAAGAUUUUACGUCAUACUGGCGGUAAAAUUGUAAAAACAGUUAAAGACCUUCCACAACAAUUUACCAACCCCGUUGAUCUCAUCGUUGAUGCCUUGCUUGGUUAUCAAUUUACUCUACGAGAUAUUGUGGAUGUAAAUGAUAAACAUUUAAUAUGCGAUUUAAUGGAUUGGGCUAAUACUAACAAAGCACCUGUGUUAAGUUUAGAUAUGCCUAGUGGUGUGAAUGGAAGUUCAGGUAACCCUGUUAAUUCUGCGCAUUAUAUCCAUCCAAAAUGGACGCUAUGCCUUGGAGCUCCCAAAAGUGGUUGUAAAUCACGCACGGUAACUGGUGAGCUUUUCUUAGCAGAUAUAGGCAUUCCAAGGGCUUGUUGGAAAAGGAUCGGUGUAAAGGAAUGGGGAAUGCCCUGGGGUAGUGAAUAUUUAAUUGGAUUGGAAUACUAUGUAAUGAAACACACCAAAGAAACGUGA